Molecule: messenger RNA, 1658 nt
Organism: Blastomyces dermatitidis ER-3
Lineage: Eukaryota; Fungi; Ascomycota; Eurotiomycetes; Onygenales; Ajellomycetaceae
Exons: 1
Coding region: 166-1599 (477 amino acids)
Source: RefSeq, a predicted model, not a curated record
CAUGGAUAUAAAUAACCACAGGGACAUGCCCUGUUUGAUCCCUCAGCACCAUGUUAUUGACCCCUGGCUUUGUCAUCGAUUCCUUGAUCCCUUUCUCACGUACAUGGACUAUAUCCUCGUUUCAAUUACUUCCACGAUUGACCAUUUCUCAUAAUUUUUAUCCCAAUGUCGAUGAUAUCCCCUGCUACCAGUAAGGAUGAGCUGCCAAACGGAGAGGAGGAGCUUGGGAGCGAGGCAUCCGGCACCCACGCGACGCGAGCGGGCUUUCCUUUCACAGCGAGAAACAAGGUUUCCUUUUUUCGAAGCACCCUUUUCCAGAUCCUCGUCGUGGGCGUCUGCGCAUUUACAGCCCCUGGAAUCUGGAGUGCUAUGAAUGGACUUGGCGUAGGCGGCUCACAAAGCCCGGACCUCGUCAACGCUGCUAAUGCUUUGUUAUAUGCAUUCAUGACCGUUACAUGCUUUGCGGGGCCAUGGAUAACAAACGCAAUUGGGUUCCGAUAUACUCUUGCGGCCGGCGCUUUGGGAUAUCCACUCUAUGGCGCUGGCCUUUAUGUCAACAACCGCUCUGGCUCAACUUGGUUCGUCUAUUUUGGUGCCAUGGUUUGUGGAAUCAGUGCUGGUUUCUUCUGGAGUGUUGAAGGCGCUAUCUCCACUGGCUACCCGGAGCAGCAUAAGCGGGGUCGCUACAUUGCCACAUGGUUCACGUUUCGAAACGCUGGAAAUUUCAUUGGAGGGGCUAUCGCGCUUGCGAUCAACCACAGCGUCAACCAGCGCGGAAAGGUCGGACAUGAGACAUACUUGGCCUUUAUUGCCAUCCAGUGCCUUGGCUUUUUCUCCGGCCUCCUGUUGUCGAAUCCCGAGAAAGUGCAGCGCGAUGAUGGAACGCGCAUCGAGGCGCCAAGGGGUAUUCCGUGGCGCGAAGAAGCGAGACAGAUGUGGCGCCUCGUCACUAGUAGAUCAAUUCUUCUUCUCAUCCCUCUUUUCUGGUACUAUGGAUGGAUACAGGCGUAUCCCGGCACAUACCUUGCGACAUACUUCACUGUCCGAUCUCGUGCACUAGGAAGCUUUAUGUCUGCUGUCGUCGGGAGCCUGGCGACUUGGUUGGUUGGUUUCCUUGUUGAUGUUAGAUGGGCAAAGCGCAGGCAGACGCGAGCGGUAGUUACUUUCGUUGUCAUCGCUUUGUUGAACAGCGCGACGUGGAUUUGGGCGGUCAUUAUCCAAAACGAAUACCGCCACACAAACCCGACACUGGACUGGGGCGACCAACGGGCGUUUGGUCGUGGAUUCGGGCUUUUUCUCUUCGAACGUAUCAGCCUUAGCAUGGUUGAGAACUAUAUAUACUGGUGCAUCAGUAACCUAUCCGACUCGCCUGGCGAUCAGAUUCGUUACAGUUCUCUCCUCCGGGGAAUUGAAACAGCGGCGGUGGCUGUUGGGUUUGGAGUUCAGGCUGUUCCGACCGUUCUCAUCGCUACAGCGAGUAUAAACAUGGGACUAUGGUUUGUUGCACUGCCUUUUAGUUAUUAUGCUACUGUGCAAGUUGUUCGAAAGUUCUCCCAGCUCGAGACCCAAAGACAGGAGGAAAUGCGCACGGAGAGUUAGGCAGUAAAGUGUAAAUAGUGGCAAUAGAAUCAAUGAGAUUUAAUGUAUUACCCUUGGAA